This is a messenger RNA of Amyelois transitella, 3508 nucleotides long. RefSeq names its product ankyrin repeat domain-containing protein 27 (gene Varp). NCBI's taxonomy places the organism in Eukaryota, Metazoa, Arthropoda, Insecta, Lepidoptera, Pyralidae. The coding region runs from base 158 to 2902 and encodes 914 amino acids. Gene Ontology annotation, biological process: neuron projection morphogenesis; early endosome to late endosome transport. The transcript is spliced from 2 exons. Gene Ontology annotation, molecular function: SNARE binding; guanyl-nucleotide exchange factor activity. Gene Ontology annotation, cellular component: tubular endosome; neuron projection; late endosome. The record is from RefSeq and is a predicted model, not a curated record.
AGUAUUGUGUCAAUGUCAAAAAGAUUUUAACUGUCAAUCACACCUGUUUCAUGUCAAAUUAAGUACAUAAUAAAAAACAAAAGUUGUUACAGCUUGGAGUGGAACAUGUUUUUGUGAUUAUUAAUUAGUGCGAUUAGUGCAUUUCAUUAACAAAAAAAUGGACGGAGGUUAUGACGAGAUAAUUUCAGAAAACCCAUUUUUUGUUGAAUUUAAAAAUGAAUACUCGGAGCUAUUUCAACACUGUUUAUCGCAAUGUUGGGUAAUAUGUGUGCCACGAAUCGGGAGCCUGACAACUCGGACCUUCACCGUGGAAGACUUCUGCGCCCACAUUCUAGUCCCCAGUGAUGAACUGCCCGAAACUCACUACAGCACUCUCACAGAAAAACAAGUCACCGUCACCAACAAAGUGAUAACAUUGGAGGUAACCAAAGGUCUGCCACUACAAAGCCACAUACUAUUUGAAGAGACAUUCUACACUGAAGACUUUAAUAAAUAUAAGGUAUGGUGUAUAGAGGCUCCUCUUGAGCCGACCUCUCUCACAGGUGAAAAUUCAAUUUCUAAAGAGUACCUUACAUCUUUAAAUGACUGUAUAGAUUUACUCUGGACACAAGCCGCUGGUCGUCAAGUUCUUGAUCAAAUUGAACAAAAUGUCAAAGUAUUUCUGAAGAAAAAUUCUACAAUGCCAAUGGCAUUAGCAUCAUUGAAAGAUACUGUAAGUGAUUUAUAUACUCAGUGCCUUCAAACUGCAUUACAAAACCGUAGGCUUAGAGAAAAAUCUAAAACUUGCAAACAAGUCCUGGAAAAUAUUAAGCUGGCAGUUGAAUGUUAUAUGCAGCAACUCUUAUUUGAAUCAUUGUUCAAGCCCAUUUGUACAUGUUGCGCUUAUGAAGAUUCUCAUCUCAACAAAAAGAUAAGAAACAUGGGUGAUAUUCAGUUAAGAGAUUUGGAUAUAAAAAAAGAAUUGUACCAUGCAGUACCAAAAGCAAAACAAAUACUCUCAAAAAUAGAUACAUACAACACAGUCUUAGAAAAAGUGUUGUGUCUGAAACAAGCCCUAAAUGCAAUCAACAAAAUAGAUGGUGGUAACAAUGUUGUCCUAUUAACUGCAGAUGAUUUGCUGCCUGUUUUUGUGUUUUUAGUAAUUAAAUCAGGUUUGCCAAAUUGGUAUAGCCAGCUCAUUUAUAUGAAGGAAUUCAGAUUUAGCAGUGUAGGGAAAGGUGAUGGAGAUGAAAGUGCUUUCCUCAUAACAACCCUUGAAGCUGUGAUAGAGCAUAUACAAUCAGGAGCACUUGCUGGGCCCCCAGAUCCAGAAGCUUAUUACUAUGAAAGCAACCUUACUCAUGAUAAUGUUGAUGGAAAACAGAGAAAAAGUAGUUUGACUGAGUCCAUUUCUACCUCAGAUACUAAUGGCAGAGAUGAAACACUAGAAUACAUAUUUGAUCUGAUCAAAGCCAAUCAUUGUGAACAGGUCCAAUCUAUAUUGGUUAGAAACCAAAAACAUCUGGAAAGUAUAGAAGACAAUGAUAGUAAUACUUUUCAAAUCACUGUAGAUGAUCUGUCCAAUGAAGAAGAUGGGGAGAGUGAUAAAGAAAUAUAUCACAAACUAUGUCAUCCUCUGUGCAGCUGUAAAAACUGUUGCUUUAAAAUUUCUAAGAAUCUCUUAAAAACAUCUCCUACAGUGACAUCUAGAGAUAGUCAUGGACUUACACCAUUACAUGUAGCCUGCAUUCAUGGAAAAGCUACAAUAGUUGAAGUACUAAUUGAUAUGGGUGCUGAUGUAAAUGCAAGAGAUCUAAAUGAAUGUACUCCUUUGCACUAUGCUGCUGCUAGAGGACACCAGAAUGCAUUACUGUUGUUAUUGCAUUCAGGAGCAAACAUCAAUCAAGCAAAUAUUGAUAAGAAUACUCCACUUCAUUUAUCAGUUAAUAAUGGUCACAUGAAUUGUGUCAAAGCACUCAUAUAUUAUGCUGAACAUAGCCGAAAAAAAGUUAAUAUAAAUAGUAUAAAUGAAAAUGGUAAUACUCCAUUGCAUCUAGCUUCUAAAUGGGGCUACGAAGGCAUAGCCAGGCUGUUAAUAGAGAAUGGUGCUGAACCUUCCCUUCAAAAUAAGUGUCUGAAAACUGCUUUUGAUUAUGCUCACAAUUUCAAAAUAUUAAAUGUACUAAAAUCAUGUACUCCUAACUUGUAUGAGUACAUUCAUAUAACUUCUACAGAUAUAAAAUCAUUGAAUUGCAAACCAAAGAAUGAUCUUACUAUGAAGUUGCAGAAAAUUAAUUUAAAAUAUGAUAAUGUUAAUCCUUCCAUGGCAGUUGAAAAUUUAAAAUUAAUUGAAAGAAUAUUAAAAGCAAUUUCUUACGGGGAUGUUAAACUUGCUUGCUUUUACAUGAAUAUUAACUAUGAAGCGUUUAUAAACAGUGACAUCCAAGACGGUUCACUCUGUCACCCUCUAUGUGAAUGUCACCAAUGUAAGAAGAAGUUAGAAAACUGUACACAAUUUGAUGUAAACUUAUCAGAUUCCAAUGGGUUCACGCCAUUACAUUUUGCUGCUCGUUAUGGCUAUGUUCAUUUGUGCAAUAUACUUAUCGUGAACAAAGCCAAUGUGAAUUGCAUUAAUAAAAGAGGUCAAACACCAUUGCAUUUAGCAGCCUUGAAUAAUAAACCUCUAGUUUUACGGACUCUUUUAGAUAACGGUGCAAACAUAAACGCCAUGGAUGUAAUAGGGAAUACACCACUGCAUGAUGCCAGUGAAAUGGGUAACAUUGGAGCUGCAAAAAUAUUAAUAAGUUACAAACCGGAUAUAACUUUAUUGAAUGGUUUUGAGAAAUCUGCUUUAGCAGUUGCUAAGGAAAAAGUGCAUUUGACUAUUAUUGAUAUGAUAGAAAAAUGUGGGAAUAAAAUGUAAUUUAAAAAUAUAUAAUAAUAUAUAUAUAUAUUAUUUAUUUUAAGCUUUAAUCAAGAUAUACAGGUAACCAAAAUAGAUAUUUAUGUAGGUAACAUACAGUCAAUUUAGAACUGCCAAAGUAAACAAUAUUUUUAUUUUAAUAUUAAAACUGCCCUUGCGUUUUGCAAUUCUUAUUAAAUGCAGUUACUACUUAAAAUAUUAAAUUUAGAUUUAACUUUUCUUAAUUUUAUAUUCAAGUAGAUGUUUGAAAUAUGCUUUUUCAAUUUAAUGUCAAUGAACAGUGCACAAAUAAUUGUUUAAUUUUUAUACUUCAAAUAUUGCAUUUCUCUAAAAGUUGACGUAAAAAUAAUAAAAUUAUUCACUGUCUCAAUUUCCUUUAUAUUAAUUAUUCUUUUCUCUACUUAUAACUAUGUUCGUGCCAUAAUGAACUGAACCCACUUAACUUUUGUUUUAAUUUACUGUAAGACUGAUUAUUUUAAAUUUAUUGUGUGUUGUUUUGAUAAACUGGGUAGUUAUAAAUCAUGUAGCCAACAUUUUUGUAAUAUGAAUAUUGAAGGACAAUAAACCUUUUUGACAUAAAUAUCUUUUCUUAAAGAACCUUUUGCC